AUGGCAGCCCCCGGUGCUGUUGACGGUGACGAACUCGGUGAUCAGCAAUACUACCGACAUUUCUCACGCCGUUCAAGUACACAAGAGGAAUAUACACAGAAAGACUAUGAGCCAGAACUGUCUCAGAGCUCACCGAGAGGCCCUCAACACGAUCAACGUUAUCACUAUAACCGCACUCAGUCGGCCCCUUUCACCUAUUUUCAUGACUCCCGCACUACCAUUCCCCUUCCCUCACCCAGUCAUACACAACACCUCGAAACCAUCUCAACACAACAGCCAUCCACGUUCGAUCUCGUCACACGCAAAGAAAGCAGAGCCUCAUCACUCCCGACCCUUCAGAAAACACGACAGCGCUUGGGUCUUCACCCGACCGUGCCCAUCAUCGACGAGCACGACGAAGAGCCACAUAAUCAUUUGAUAUGGAGCAAGAUCAAAUUGACACUGCGUGAGCCAUUUGCCGAGUUCUGGGGCACAUUCAUCCUGAUACUCUUUGGAAACGGGGCCGUCGCGCAGGUGUUGCUAAGUGUAGGCGAUACGACGGCACCUGGAGGGAACGGCUAUGGGUCGUAUCAGUCAAUCUCCUGGGGUUGGGGUAUAGGCAUCAUGCUAGGCAUAUAUGUCGCAGGAGAUAGCGGUGCUUACCUGAACCCAGCCGUAACAUUCUGUUCGUGCCUUUACCGUAAACUUCCCUGGCGGCGUUUUCCCCUGUACUUGCUCGCACAAUUAUUAGGCGGCUUCGUUGCGUCUGGCGUCGUAUACGCAAACUACAUCAACGCAAUAAACGACUUCGAAGGCCACAACGUUCGCACCGUGCCACCCAGCUCAACUGCCACCGCAGGAAUAUUUUGCACUUACCCUAAAGCAUACUUGACCCGAGCAAGUCAGUUCUUCUCUGAAUUCAUCGCGAGUGCGGUCCUCAUGUUCGUCAUAUUUGCACUCAAGGAUAAUGGAAACAUGGGCGGCAGCAAGGGCGACAAAUGGUUUCCCCUCGCGCUGUUCUUUCUCAUAUUUGGUAUUGGCGCAUGUUUCGGCGUUGAGACUGGAUACGCGAUCAAUCUUGCGCGUGAUUUUGGACCAAGAUUGAUGAGUUACGCGGUGGGCUAUGGAUCUGAGGUGUGGUCUGCAGGGGGCUAUUACUUUUGGGUACCGAUCGUGGCGCCGUUCUGUGGUUGUACGUUUGGUGGCUUCUUGUAUGAUGCCUUCAUCUACACAGGUGAGAGUCCGGUCAAUACGCCAUGGUUGGGUUUGAGGAGGAUCUUCUCACCUAGAGCGGCGGCGAAAGCAAGGAGGCAGAGGGAAAGGAGGGCGAAGGAGGAGGGAGUCGUUUAG
Messenger RNA from Pseudovirgaria hyperparasitica, 1329 nucleotides. RefSeq names its product aquaporin. NCBI's taxonomy places the organism in Eukaryota, Fungi, Ascomycota, Dothideomycetes, Acrospermales, Acrospermaceae. The coding region runs from base 1 to 1329 and encodes 442 amino acids. The record is from RefSeq and is a predicted model, not a curated record. Gene Ontology annotation, biological process: water transport; glycerol transmembrane transport. Gene Ontology annotation, molecular function: glycerol channel activity; water channel activity. Gene Ontology annotation, cellular component: plasma membrane. The transcript is spliced from 2 exons.